AUGUCACAGCGGGAUGUCAUCGACUUCUCGUUGCUGGAGCGAGAGCUGCAGGCGGCGGUCGAGUCUGAGCGGAGAUACAAGCGAGAGAACGAAGCCAAGCUGAGAGCAGUGAGCCAGAGAGUCUGCUACAGCCAGUUCAGAGACCUGGUGCUGACCUGCCACCUGAAACCUCUGAACCGUAGUGACAGAGACGGAGCUCCACGGACACCCUGGAACCCUGUCGUCCCCGGCAACAUGUCGCAUCAUGUUGCUUCAGGCAGCACGUCACAUCCUGUUGCCCCCGGCAGCACAUCACAUCAUGUUGCCCCUGGUAACACGCCACAUUCCGUCACCCCGGGCAACGAGGAAGACUUGGGACCACAGACUAUUUAAAACUCUGAUUUAAUUCAACAAUUUAGGAGUUUUGUUAUUAAUUCUUCAGUUUAUUC
Messenger RNA from Stegastes partitus (bicolor damselfish), 428 nucleotides. It is a transcript of the gene dnaaf19, whose product is annotated as dynein axonemal assembly factor 19. Gene Ontology annotation, biological process: inner dynein arm assembly; epithelial cilium movement involved in extracellular fluid movement; determination of left/right symmetry. Lineage: Eukaryota; Metazoa; Chordata; Actinopteri; Pomacentridae. Bases 1 to 372 code for a protein of 123 amino acids. Gene Ontology annotation, cellular component: outer dynein arm. The record is from RefSeq and is a predicted model, not a curated record. The transcript has 2 exons.